UGGUUUUAAUAGUUCAUUCUCUAUGUAGCCAGCAGUAUGCUCCACUAGACAGCUUUUAAAAAGCAAACCAGUGAGACAAAUGGAAACUCAGAGGUAUUAAAUUAUUUUUUUAUUUGGAGAGAGGGGUGGAGUAGAGAGGGACAGAAACUCAGAUUAAAUCAUCUUUGGCUUUCCUGCUCAAGACAACUGGCUACUGAGAGAAAGAGAGAGAGAGAGAGAGGGGGGGGGGGGGGGCUCACACAUACUGACUGAGAUACAGUGGGGUUGGGGAGAGUGCAGAUUCAUCCGGUAGAGAUCUCCCCUCAGCCUCAGAGAGAAAAGGAGGAAUAUUUUAAAAAGAGAGAAAUACAGAAUGGGAAACACAUAUGUUUUAAGGGGAGAGAGAGGAAGGAUUAUUUAUUGUGGCGCAAGCUAUUGACAAAGCGAGACAAAGACAAGCUGACUGAACAUUCCUGGAGAAAAACAACUCUGACAAGAUUGUGGGAUAGGAAAAGAGGGACAGAAGGAAAGAGGACGGAUCGAGAGAAUCAUGCAGUCAACCGUACUCAUUCGAUGGUAAGGAUUAUUGUUCAUUCGAUGGUCUCCUUCGUGUGUACAGAGCCAUGCCCAGUACACCUGUCGUCACAAUGUGACAGCGACCGUCUGACCACGGAGACCAUCACCUAGACAGUCCACAACACUUUAGAUUCCUAUGGCACUGUAACCUGGCAACAGCAGAUACCUACAGCGCUGUAACUUGGCAACAACACUGAGUUACCUCAAUCGAAUUGCCACCACUGAAUCGACUCCUCUGAAUCAACUCCUCUCUGCAGUGAGGAUGCUGAGGGUGUCAAUGGUCCUACUGCAGAGGCAGCUGGUCCUGUGUGUGUGGGUGUGUGUGUCCAGUGCACUAGUGGUCCAUUCCCUGCCAUGGAGCGUCUCCUGCCCGGCAGGGUGUGUGUGUCAGAUCAAGCCCUGGUUUUCCCCCCAGUCAUUCUCCUGCGAGGUUCCAACUGUGGACUGUAACAACCUGUUCCUGACCCAGCUCCCCACCCCUCUCCCCCUAGACACACACACCCUCUGUCUGCAGAGUAACUUGCUGUCUGCCUUGGAGACACCACUGUUACAGACACUCCCCAACCUCACAGAGCUGGAUCUGUCUCAGAACCGCUUCAGCAGUGUUAGGACACUAACCUCAACCCAGCCCCAGACUCCCUCCCUGCGCUCCCUACUCUCCUUGCACAUGGAGGAGAACCAGCUCCGGUCCCUGCCCCCUGCCGCCUUCUCUUCCCUGCCUGCACUACAGGAGCUCUUCCUCAGCCACAACCAGCUGGCCUCCCUGGCUCCUAGAGCCUUCUCUGGCUUGGGCUCCCUGCUGCGCCUGCACCUCAACAACAACCACCUGACCUCAAUUGACCCCCUCUGGUUCACCACCCUGCCCUGCCUCCAGGUGCUGAUGCUGGGGGGAAACCCAGUGGAGGUCCUCCCUGAACGGGGCUUCCAGGCCCUGGUGUCUCUACGCAGCCUGGUUCUGGGGGGCAUGGGGCUGAAAGGGUUGCCUGAGAGGGCCCUGGAGGGGCUGGACAGCCUGGAGAGCCUGUCCUUCUACGACAACCUCCUCACCACUGUCCCCACACAGGCUCUGAGGAGGCUCCCAGGCCUGAAGUUCCUGGACCUGAAUAAGAACCGUCUGAGUCUGGUUCAGACAGGGGACUUCAGGGACCUGGUCCACCUGACAGAGCUGGGUCUGAACAACAUGGAGGAGCUGGUGGCCAUCGAGAGGGCAGCCAUGGAGAACCUGCCUGAGCUCACCAAGCUGGAGAUCACCAACAACCCCCGGCUGUCCUACAUCCACCCCCAGGCCUUCUUCCAGCUGGGCAGGCUCGAGAGCCUGAUGCUGAACUCCAACGCUCUGACUGCUCUGCACCAACACACUGUCCUGUCUCUGCCCAGACUAAGGGAGGUCAGCCUGCACUCCAACCCCCUCCGCUGUGACUGCCUGUUUCGCUGGGUGGCUGAGGAGCACCCUCACACAGAUGCUGACGCACACACAGAUACACAGAUGCCACAGGCUGUGAGGUUUAUCCAGCCCCAGGCCACAUUGUGUUCUGAGCCUCCAGAGCUGAGGGCUCGCAGGGUGAGGGAGGUGUCAAUCACAGAGAUGUCAGCCUCCUGCCUCCCCCUCAUCCCCCCUGGCAUCCUCCCCCCCUACGUGGGGGUGCGAGAGGGGGAGAGGCUGGCCCUGCACUGUCGCGCCCUGGCAGAGCCUCAGCCCACAAUCUACUGGGUCACUCCUUCUGGACAGAGACUGGGAUCAUCCAACAACACCCACAGCCACAAGCCUGCAUCCAGACCCUACUCCAAACCUGGAUCCAGCCUCAACUCCAAACCUGCAUUCAGACCCUUUUCCAAGCCUGCAUCCAGACCCUUCUCCAAGCCUGCAUCCAGACCCUACUCCAAGCCUAUCUCCAGCCUCAACUCCAAGCCUGCAUCCAGCCAGACAUCCAACUACUCCUCUUACCAUUCCCACUUACCCAGCCCAGCAUCUGGUAAUGCCUCUGUCCUCUUUUCCAGCCUCACCCCUUCCUCUCCCCCCCUCCUCUCCUCCCCUGCCUACCGGCUCCUGCCAGAGGGAACAUUGGAGAUCGUCAUGGUGACAUCCCGGGAUUCGGGUCUGUACACCUGUGUGGCUGAGAACACACUGGGGGCCGACACUCACAGUGUGACUGUAGGGGUGCAGGGGCCAGGGAAGGGGUUGAGGCAACAGAUGUUGGAGGGUAGAGGAUAGGGAUUAAAGAAGAGGGUUUUGAGGGAAAGGAGGUCACAUGAGGGCAAGGGUCAAGACAACAAGCAUGAGGAGCAGCACACAUAUGAGUAAAGCCUAGCUAUAUAAAUAAUGAAUGAUAUUAUACACAUAAUAACAUACACACAUACUUGCAGUACAUCGUUUCCAAAGAUAACAUCGCUUCCAGGGAUGAUUUAUAGGAUAGAUAUGGAUACCACUCUUGGCGGGGGUGCGGUUGUAGGUGGUUGUGAAGCCCAAUCCAGGAGGCACAUGUCCUGCCGCAGUUGGGACAUGUUAGGGCUGAAUCUGGAGAUGCUUGUGGGAGUGGUUGGGAGCAUUGGGGCCUGUAAAUAGGAUAUAUGACACAGUGGCAGUACAUACGACAGUGUUGUACAGUCAGAUAUGUAUAUAUUUUAUAUAUACAGUAAAUUUGGAAAGUAUUAAGACCCCUUGACUUUUUUCACAUUUUGUUAUGUUACAGCCUUGUUCUAAAAUUGAUGAAACAUUUUUUUUCUCUAA
Messenger RNA from Oncorhynchus mykiss (rainbow trout), 3283 nucleotides. Its product is annotated as leucine-rich repeat neuronal protein 2. The record is from RefSeq and is a predicted model, not a curated record. Gene Ontology annotation, molecular function: protein binding. NCBI's taxonomy places the organism in Eukaryota, Metazoa, Chordata, Actinopteri, Salmoniformes, Salmonidae.